This is a messenger RNA of Clarias gariepinus (North African catfish), 3627 nucleotides long. It is a transcript of the gene kremen1, whose product is annotated as kringle containing transmembrane protein 1. The record is from RefSeq and is a predicted model, not a curated record. NCBI's taxonomy places the organism in Eukaryota, Metazoa, Chordata, Actinopteri, Siluriformes, Clariidae. Bases 170 to 1597 code for a protein of 475 amino acids. Gene Ontology annotation, cellular component: plasma membrane. Gene Ontology annotation, biological process: multicellular organism development. The transcript has 10 exons.
UCUCUCUCUCUCUCUCCGUCUUUCACUCAGAUCAGAUCUCUCUCUUACACACACGCACGCACGCACACACGCUCUAUCCGUGGCUCGUGAGCGCACCGCGCGCCGGCUGCUCCGCGCGCGCUUGUUGGUUUGUUGUGCAGGACCGCGCGCGCCGUUUCUUCACCUCCUCAUGGAUCCGAUCACGCUGUUCCUCUUGUCCUCCUCCUCCUUCUUCUUCUUCCUCUCCUCCGCGAUCGGACACUUCACCACGGAAUGCUACACAGUGAACGGCGAGGACUACCGAGGUCGGCAGAACCAGACGAGUCUACAUGGAGGGAAGCCGUGCCUUUUUUGGAACGAAACUUUCCAGCAUCCGUACAACACGCUGAAAUAUCCGAAUGGAGAAGGAGGACUGGGAGCUCACAACUUCUGCAGGAACCCAGACGGAGAUGUUCAGCCGUGGUGCUACAUUGCAGACCAGGAAGACGGAACGUACUGGAAGUUCUGUGAGAUUCCGAGCUGUCAGAUGCCUGGAAUUCUCGGUUGCUUUAAGGAUAGCGGUGAUCCUCCUCCUCUCUCUAAGAGCUACCAGACGUCUCAGAAGCUCACCGUGCAGAGCUGCAUCAGCCUCUGUCGCAACCAGAGAUACAAGCUCGCCGGAAUGGAGGCGGGCUACGCCUGUUUCUGCGGCAACGAGCUGGACUACCAUCUCCAUGGCGACGCCCCGAGUUUAGAGUGUAGUCACGGGUGCUUCGGGGACCAGCAGCAGCCAUGCGGAGGGGACGGACACGUCAUCGUCUUCGACACCAAAGUGGGAGCAUGUGGUGGAAACUACACGGCCGAAUCAGGUGUAAUCUACUCACCAGACUUUCCAGAUAAAUACGCACGUGGCCGUGUCUGCUACUGGACCAUACAGGUCCCGGGAGCAUCGGUCAUCCUUUUUAACUUCACUUUCUUCAACAUCAUGGACCAGGCGGAUAUGGUCGAGCUGCUGGACGGUUACACCAAUCAGGUGGUGGCGAGGUUCGAUGGGCGUAACCCGCCGCGGGAAAUCGUAAACGUCAGCGCAGACUUCGUCAUCCUGUAUUUCUACUCAGACAGGACGAACGAGGCCCAGGGAUUUUCCAUGCUCUAUCAAGCGUACAGACAGCCGAGCGACAGAUCCGCUGAAGAUACCGUAGUCAGUGAUGAUGGCGAUAGCGAAGAGGCCACCAGUACGAUAGAGCCACGUCCGGGCAGCAGCACCGAGCGAUCAAACACCAGCAAGAACGACAAAUCCUCUCAGAUCCUCUAUCUGAUAACGUCCAGUCCUAAGAAGUCAGAAAACGAAAUGCCAGGUCAGUGGCUCGGCCGGGACCGGACCGCUGCGCACAGCACCAUGUGGACCAUCUACGCUCUGGCUGCCUUGCUAACGCUAACUGUGAUAGCCAUGGUGGCUAAGCUGGUGCUUCACGUUACAGUAAAAUCUCCCACCAUUCCCACAGUGAGCAGCGACUCGUGCUCCCAGAGCACCACCUCAGAGCCGUGGAUCAUCUUCUACAGACCCUCUACCAUCUCUCUCUUUAAAAAGAAGCUCAAAAACCAUCACGGCGACCUCAGCCCUCUGGUGGGCAACUAACCUACACACACACACAUACACACACACACACACACACACACACACAUUAUUACACACAUUAUCACCCAGACUCUACUGGACAGCAGGUAGCAAAUACAAUGGAGCACCUGAUGAGGAACUGGACAUCAACUGUCAGCCAAUCAGAUGGUGCCAUGUGAGAGGGACGUGGCUUCCCCAGGACCUGGACAAAGCCACACUCACAUGUCAGUACGGCCUGAGCGGGGUGGGGGGGGGAGGCGGCGGUUCUGGGAAAAGCCUGUUUCUUCCAGCAGGUUUUCGGGGGCGCAGAUGGAUUCUGGCAGGAGUUCAGAUAAGAUUCUCUGGGUGAAGUAAAAGAGACAGAAUGUACUGUAACGCGGAGCGGCUCGCGUAACCGUCUUAACGCCAACGCAGACAAUCAGCCUUUUCUGUUCUGCCACACCAAAUCCAGAUUUUGUUUCAGCCCAUUUUCACCUCACUCUUUAUGUAGGUCACCUCUCGCUUGGACCAGGAAUAUAAUUUCCCGAGUGGAGGACAGACCGGAUCAUGAUCCGGCAGCCACAAACAAGUGUGUGUGUGUGUGUGUGCGCGUGUGUGCGCGUUUGCGUAAAUCUGUCAUCACUACAGCCCGGCCCGUGCUCCAACAAACUGGCAUUCCACGUUCCUUUUGGACCUCUGUAAACAGCUUUUCAGUAUUUUUUUUUUCUUGUUCGUUUGUUGUGGGUUUAUCAUUUCUGUGUUUGUGUGUGUGUGUGUGUGUGUGUGGUGUCUGUAAGUGCCUUAAGGGUUGGAAAACUGUUUGUAUGUACAUUUUUUUCCUUUACUUCCCACAGAGCUGUCUUUAAAGGCCCAGAGAUGAAAGAUACACAAGUUUCCCAUUACAGAGAAGGCAGUCGAUCAGCCAAGGCAUGUUUGUUGCUUAAAGUUUCCUUCUUUAGUUUUUGCGCUGGAGCUACAAAGCUAAUGCCAGUUUAGCAUCAGGAUCUCAUGUGGUUUUUAGCUGCCUUGUGACGAUCAUUAAAAAAAAAAAAAAAUGAACGUGUCCAAAGAACAGAUCUGAAAACAAUCUACAGACGUUUACAUACAUUACUUAGUGUGGAACUAAAGAACCCAUGGGCGUCCGGUUAACCGCUGGUGCUCAGUGGUUUUCACUGAAAAGUAUUUUUCUAGGAACUUAUCAACACGUUUGAGGCAAAAGUCAUUAUUUUAACUGUUUCUGCCUAAUUUUCACUGCCAUUACACUUUCACAUUACCUAUAUAAAAGACUAUAAAUGCUAGCUCAUAUGCUACAGUAGCUAGAUAAAUGAUUAGCCUCAUUGAGUAGCUAGCUUUUAUCCUGUGCGCAUUUUUCCAAGUUGCCUAGCAACAGUGUCCUCACAACUGGACCACGAAACCACCUGGUCAAUGCUGGCUAGUAGUCUUGCUCUAAGGCAUUCCAAAAAAGCUAAAAUAACACAGCGUAUUGAAUUUCACAACCCAGAAACGUUUAGCUAGCGAUUGAGUAAAUAGGGUUGUUUUUUUUCUUAGUGGUUCAUCAACAUAAACGAGGUGAAUGUUGAGAUUCUGGACAUCUGUGUCCCAUUCUUACUGUCAUUACACCUUUAAAAUAGAUACCAACUUCAACUCCUAGCUAGCUUUCAUGCCUAGCAACAUUGUUCACCCAACUACACCAUACAGUAAAACCAACAAGUGUUUUGAUAUGGAGACUUUAUUUCUUCGAUAAAGAUUAGCUUGCACAAUGCUAGCUAGUGGUCUUGAUUUAAGUUCUUACAAAAAAGCUAAAAUGACACUGAAUAAUGAACUUCAAAGCCACAGAUUUUUAUCCAGCCAUUAAUUAAGAUUUUUAUCCUUGUAGUAUCAGCAUAUCUGAGGUUAAUGUUGAUAUUACAUGUCUCAUUCUGACUGUUAUUCUACUAUUAAAAUGGCUACCUGCCUUACACGCUAGCUAGAUAAAAGAUUAGCGUCAGUCCCUAGCUAGCUUACAUGCUUGGUGCGCAUAUUUGGUAUAUCCAUCAACAGUGUCCUUACAACACAAAAACAUACACAAAAUA